ACAGUCUUAACUGACCAAUCAGAGAACGGCUGAGAAUGGAAACCCGUCGGUCGCUAGCCAGCAGUUGAAGACUGAACUCGAAUAUCGGGUAAUAUCAGCCCUGGAUUUCACAUCUAAGCUAUCUAAAUGGCGGCUCUAAUCGACAUUCGUCUCAAGAAAGCCAAUAAGAUAUAUAACGAAGGGGAUGUACUUGCAGGAGUGAUUGUCAUACAAACAAAGACUGAGUUUCAACAUCAAGGAAUAACAUUGGUCGCUGACGGAUCGGUUAAUCUUCAACUUAGCAGUAAAAGCGUUGGUCACUUUGAGGCAUUCUACAACUCUAUCAAGCCCAUUCAACUUCUGACGGUUUCACUUAAUGCUGCCAAGCCAGGCAAAAUCCCAGCAGGAAAGACGGAAAUACCCUUCGAAGUGCCACUGAAAGCCAAACUCAACAAAACCCUCUAUGAAACUUACCAUGGUGUGUUUGUCAACGUUCAGUACACAUUAAAGGCCCAGGUGAAACGCUCUCUCCUUGCCAAGGAUCUGGUGAAAACGACAGAAUUCAUCAUUGAAUACAGGGACCAGAAGGUCAAAGCGGAACUCAAGCCUGUACCAUUCUCCAUCACGCCACAGUCCCUACAGAACGUCAAAGAUAAAACUUCACUCCCUCACUUCUCCAUCAAAGGGAGACUCGACUCAGCGAGCUGCUGCAUCAAGAACCCUCUCACGGGUCAUGUGAUCAUCGAGCAGUGUAACGCACCAAUCAAAUCUGUGGAAAUCCAGCUGGUCAGAGUGGAAACGUGUGGGUGUGCCGAGGGCUACGCAAGGGAUGCCACAGAGAUUCAGAACAUCCAGAUCGGUGAAGGCAACAUCUGCAGAGGUCUGACGAUACCAAUGUACAUGGUCUUUCCCCGUCUUUUCACGUGCCCUACGUUAGCCACUAGUAACUUCAAAGUUGAGUUUGAGAUCAACCUUGUAGUGGUCCUGCACGAUGAUCACCUGAUAACAGAAAACUUUCCCAUCGUUCUGACAAGAUUUUGAGAUACAGCAAAAACACCAACUUCAAAGCAACUUCUAUACAGACAACAAAUACCAAAAUCAUUCAAUGUAUGAUUAUGUUAUUUAAGGCCUUGUCAUACACGUUGCGUGCAGUCACCCUCAACAGGUUUUGAGCAUGUUCGAAACUUUUCUGCUUGCAAAUCAGACUGGUGUGCGCUCCUGCUGGCAACUGCGUGCGAGAUAUGUCAAUGCGGGCGACCUGCGGGUAGCAAAAGUAGUCACCCGCAAGGCUUGCACGGAACGAUGUGACAGGGCCAUAAGGCGACCGCACACCUUACGAUUGGUCUGCGACCCGAUUUCAGAAUAAAAUGUAUUCGAAGUUGAUGCUAAUAUUGAGACUUGGAAUAUCUUACUGUGUAAUGUUCUAAAUCAUCGUACGAAUACCUAUGUUCAAAUCUGUGACUAUGCUAUCAUCCUUCUUAGAAUAAAAGCGAAUUUAAUAUCUAGUUGUAAUGACGUCAUAGCAGUCGUACGAUUGGCUACGUUUUGAAACUAAUUUGGCCUUUACUCUGAAAUAAAGGCUUGCAAUCUUUCAAAAUGGUUAUAUUAGUAUUCUUUCAAUUAAUAUAAACCUCAAAUAGAAUGAUAUGUUCCAUUCACAUUUUCAGAAAAUGAGCAAAAUGCGAUUUGUUCCAAAAUUGGAUCGCGAACCGUCGUAAGGUGUGCGGUGGCCUUUAAACUUAAAGCCUUAUACCUUGCAGUUAUCCAUUCAUCUUCUAGAUGAAGAAACUACAACUGAAUAUAGGGCAGGGGCGGAUCCAGGAUUUUCCAAAGGGGGGGGGUACAUUUUCCCCGGAUGAAAAUUUGACAAUCCCCCAAAAAAGUCCUCAAUUUCAAAGUGGGGGAGGGGGGGGCACACUUCGGUAAAAACGGCAUAUUUACAUUAAAAUUGGUAUUAUGGCUCUCAAAAGGGGAGGGGGGCACAGGCCAGAUGUCCCCCCCCCCCCUGGAGAUCGGCCACUGAUAAAGGGGUGUGAUAUAAAUGACUUGAAUAUACUCCCUUUACAUGGUAACUCUUCAUAGACAUAAUUCUGAGAACUUUGUACUCAUAUUGGUGACCUUAAACUUUUAUGGCAAGUGAAUUAGGAUUUACUGACACAAGGCAACCACUGGAAAUCCCUGUAUAAUAAUUCCAUCUUUGAAUCUUAGCCACUCUAUCCCAUAUAUCCAACUUCAGACUUCCUAGCAGGGAUGGCCUUGAGGUCUAAUUUUGCCAGCCUUGGCCUCUGUCGGAGUCACAUGUACAAAGGCUAUGGAAGAAGGUUUUCCUUGUGACUCACAAGUAUUGGCUUUGACUUCAUCCCUGCUUUCUAGUCUCAUUUUCGGACAAUAUUGGAGUGUUCACUUGGUCUACUAGCAGAUGGUUGAAUGUCUCAGAUCAGCUAGAUCAUCAUGGCUAAACCCACUUCAGUUUGGUUUAAAAACCAUAAUUACUAUCUAGUCCAAACAUUAGAUGGCCUUAAUGGCUUUUAGUCAAAUGCCAAGGUGGUUUAAUUUCCACUUCAUUUUACUUAUUAUUUUCCACUUUGUCAGAUAAAAUCUUUUUAUCAAUAAACAGAUCAUCUAAUCAUACACAUACAGGUGUAAGACCUUGUGCAUAUUAGACAAAAUGUUUACAGCCUAAAUAGAAAAUAGACAAAAUGGUAAAUGGGCUCAAUGGAAGUUAGACCAAAUGGUUUGUAGGAUUUUGGGGAUUUAAUUUCAACUGAGCACCUGAUGAUAUAUCAAUGAUAUGAAGACAUGCCAUUAUAUAGCAACUCUAUAUUUCAUUUAAUUGAUCAUGAAGUCAAGAAAUUGUAUUAAUUCAAAAGCAUUCGGUAAUCAUUCUUUUAUGAAUUACAUGGCUUAUAAAUUAUGCAGUAACACUAUGUCAUACCUGCUAAAUGUUCCUUUUAAAUAGGAAUAUUUCUAAUUCUUGAAAUGAAAUUUGCUGUUUUAACAUGUGUGAUCCUAUUUUUGAGGAAAUCUCUCCGCAAUUUGUUCCUGUUUCUUGGCUGUCGGGAUUGGCAGGUAUGCUGUGUCUUUGGAAAUCCUGAACAGUGUCCAUGGACUUGUGGGAAAUAAAAAGCCUAGUAUAAAGACAGAUAGAGCCACUAUGACUGAUUAACUAAGACUAAGUUAAAUAAUUGGUCAUAGUGGCUGACCAUUUAGAUGACAACAAUUACUCUGGGGUCUUUUCAUAUUAAAGUUAAAAUAGGCGAGUGGGGAUUAGAACUCACAACCACACCCUAAACCAAGCAACCCCUGCUCUUUUGGGGGUGGGGAAGGGUGGAAGCAGUGUAAUAUGAAGAUUUGAUUUGGAAAGAAUUAUAUUUGUUUUGUAAUGAAAUUAUUACAUGUAAUGUAUAUUCCAUUUUGUAUAAAGAAAGAAUAUAUCAUUUUCAUUAUUCAAAA
Messenger RNA from Lytechinus pictus (painted urchin), 3432 nucleotides. RefSeq names its product vacuolar protein sorting-associated protein 26C-like. The transcript is spliced from 7 exons. The coding region runs from base 127 to 1020 and encodes 297 amino acids. Gene Ontology annotation, biological process: intracellular protein transport. NCBI's taxonomy places the organism in Eukaryota, Metazoa, Echinodermata, Echinoidea, Temnopleuroida, Toxopneustidae. The record is from RefSeq and is a predicted model, not a curated record. Gene Ontology annotation, cellular component: endosome.